Argiope bruennichi is the source of this 1737-nucleotide messenger RNA. RefSeq lists its product as uncharacterized. Bases 819 to 1100 code for a protein of 93 amino acids. The transcript has 7 exons. Lineage: Eukaryota; Metazoa; Arthropoda; Arachnida; Araneae; Araneidae. The record is from RefSeq and is a predicted model, not a curated record.
UGUUUCUUGCCUUUUGCCUACUUAGAGAUUUUUUCAAUAUGAUAGUUACUAAAAUUAAAGAAUAAGCAAACAUUGCUUUUAGUUUCUUACUUUAUUCUUGUUGAAUUGGCCACAGGGAGACAUUCUAAAUAUCUUUUGUUAUGGAACCUAUUAAAUUUUCUAUAUAUGCCACUGACUUCCUACUUAAUUUUUUAAUGUGGUGCACACUUUUUUUCAUCAAAGCAUUCUCUUCAUGUUUGCCUUGGUUUCUCUAAAUACUAGCUGUAUUGAGUAUUAGUCAAAUAUGUUAUGCAUGUUAUAAUAUAUAUAAUUGAUAGAUUUUUGUAUAUUGAAUUUUUAAACUUUAUAAAAAAAUUCCGCAUGUUGUUAUUUUGUUAAUUGAUUUUUCUAUUAAGUGAAUGAUAAUCCAUUACUCAACACUGAUUUUAAUGUCAUUGAUACUGCAGGUUAUUUUGUAAUGUUGAUUCUUUAUCUGGCAUUGUUUUUUCAAAAUCAGCUCUAAAUUUCAUGAUAAAGUGAAAAUUGAAUUUCUAUACUUAUAUAGCAUUAAAGUCACAUUGAAACUAUAUGAAAUGGAAAACUGUUACAAAAUUAGUACAAUAAAAAAGUAAUCAGAAUAAUAAUAAAAUAAUGUAAAUAUAAAAGUAAAAUAAUGUAAAUAUAAAAGUAAAAUAAUGUUAUCACAACUAAAGCUAUUCAUAAAAGUCUUCUUUUAAAAGCAAAUUCAUUUCACUUUUGUACAGUGAUCUCCAUUUUCCAUAUAUUUCCAGAAUCGGGGGAAGCAACAGUACUUUGUAUACCUGCAUCGUUGUCCGAGUAUGAAGACUACAGACAUCGAAGCCUUCCACAUUAUUGAGACUGAAAAAUCUAUCAAUAAUUUCACUGGUUGUAGAACAAAGUUUUCUGCUUUGAGAUUGAAAAAUCUACCUGUGAAGUUCAGUAUUGUUUCAACUUUGCAAAUUCGUCAUCUGAGGAAAAAUCACAUCAGGAUAGAUAAGAAAAAUUGUGACAUUGGAUUUGACUUGAGAAAUUUCUUGCAUAUUUUUAAUAUUGAACAGGAAUGUAAUUGGACAGGCAUCGAAGUCUUCUGCUUUAUCUAAGACUGAAAAAUCUAUCAAUGAUAUUUCUUUUUAGUACAGAUUGAUUCAUCAACAUGGGACUUAGAAUUAAUUGCUGAAUUAUAAGUAUGCAUUUGUGUUGGAGCAAAUAAACUCUUCUGUGAAUUCUGAUGCAUAUUAUGGAUAUUUACUUAUAAAUGGAUGUAAAAAUAUUUUAAUUAAGUUCUAUAUUGUAUUCAGUUGUAGAAAUUUGCUGACUAUAUUUCACUUGUUUAUGCUCUCCUGCAUAUCUCAUGUUAUUUUAUUUUUAAGUAACAAGAUUCCCAGUGAGUGGUCCUGUUUAAGUGAUUGUCUAAAAGUUUUUGGCUAUCUCUUAAGCUACGAACUUUUAGAGUGUUCAUUUAAUAGAUUUUCAACAUCAAAUAUGAUGCGACUGAAAGAAACAUUUCAACACCUAUUUCAGAAAGCAAAAUAUUGGGUAAGUAUUAUUUCAAAACUGUGUUUUUAUGAAAAUUGAUGUCAAGUUUCCUGAACGUAAUAAUUUCUUUCCGAAAGAUUGCAGAAACAUCAAUGGAUGAAAAGCAUAAUAUUUUCAUGAAUAAUGUAAGAUAAAAAUCACAUGUAAAAAUUUCUGUGAUGACAAUGCAUAUUUUAUUAUUUUUACAUUGUUAUUUAUGAA